CUUCGCUGGCACUAGCUGGGGCCAUGCCCUGUGCUGGCACAGGACCACACACCGAGUGCUCCCUUGCCCGGGCUCGGCUGUGUAGACAUUGAAAAGGAGUCCUAAACCUGGUUCCUGCAAGAUUCUCCUGAGCUCACGGACUUUGAGAGAGGGCAGGCUGGGGCUUCUGGGACAGGCGAGGACCCAAGGCCCCUGGAAGAGUUGGUCCAGGGGACUGAAUUCCCAGUGGCGUCUUCACGGAACAGAGCAUGACCACACUCCUGCCGCUGCUGCUGGGGCUCAGCCUGGGCUGCACAGGAGCAGGUGGCUUUGUGGCCCAUGUGGAAAGCACCUGUCUAUUGGAUGAUGAUGGGACUGCAAAGGAUUUCACAUAUUGCAUCUCCUUCAACAAGGAUCUGCUGACCUGCUGGGAUCCACAAGAGGACAAAAUGGCCCCCUGUGAAUUUGGGGUGCUGAAUUCCUUGGCCAAUUACCUGUCAGAUUACCUCAACCAGCAAGACACCCUGCUCCAGCGCUUGCGCAGUGGGCUCCAGGACUGUGCUGUGCACACCCAGCCCUUCUGGGGGUCACUGACCCACAGGACACGGCCACCAACUGUGCAAGUAGCUCAAACCACUCCUUUUAACACGAGGGAGCCUGUGAUGCUGGCCUGCUACGUGUGGGGCUUCUAUCCAGCCGAUGUGACCAUCACGUGGUGGAAGAAUGGGCAGCCUGUCACCCCCCACAACAGUGCACAGAAGACUUCCCAGCCCAAUGGAGACUGGACAUAUCAGACCCUGUCCCAUUUAGCUCUAACCCCCUCUUACGGGGACACCUACACCUGUGUAGUGGAGCACAUUGGGGCUCCUGAGCCCAUCCUUCAGGACUGGACACCUGUGCUGUCCCCCAUGCAGGCAGUGAAGGUUUCUGUGUCUGCAGUGACUCUGGGCCUGGGCCUCAUCAUCUUCUCUCUUGGAUUGAUCAGCUGGAGGAGGGCUGCCUCCUCUAGCUACAUUCCUCUCCCUGGGUCCAAUUAUCCGGAAGGGCGGCACAUUUCCUAGAGGCAGAAUCCUACAAUUUCCACUCUGAGUAAGAAGAAGAUGCAUGGUACCAUGCCUCCCCAACAUCUUCAACCCCCUACAUUUUCGUGGAUUCUAUGGUUUCUCCAUCUUUCUCUAAAUUUCCCAGUCCCCCCUAUAUAAACCUUAGCAACUUGGGGGACUCAUUCCUGGAAAUAUUCUCUAACCAAAUUAUUGUCCAAGGCUAUAUUUCUGGGGUGAAUAUAAUCUGGGGAAGGAAAUUAAAGGCCCUCCUGGGGGCCUCACUGUGCCACAAAGGAUAGUGAGUCACUGAUGAUCGUUUCUGAGAAAUAAACUCUGGUGGAAAUGA
Lemur catta (Ring-tailed lemur) is the source of this 1368-nucleotide messenger RNA. RefSeq names its product HLA class II histocompatibility antigen, DM beta chain. The coding region runs from base 249 to 1040 and encodes 263 amino acids. Gene Ontology annotation, molecular function: MHC class II protein complex binding. Gene Ontology annotation, biological process: antigen processing and presentation of exogenous peptide antigen via MHC class II; peptide antigen assembly with MHC class II protein complex; positive regulation of T cell activation. The transcript has 8 exons. Gene Ontology annotation, cellular component: late endosome membrane; lysosomal membrane; MHC class II protein complex. The record is from RefSeq and is a predicted model, not a curated record. Lineage: Eukaryota; Metazoa; Chordata; Mammalia; Primates; Lemuridae.